AUGAUCCUCAAAAACGGUCUAGACCUCCUUUUUGCCGAUGACGAGGGUGAAAACGAGUCGCUUUCCCUGGAGGAGAGUCUUCAGUCCCUCAGCACGAGCAAACCUCCACUGCCCCCUGACGCGUCGCAACCCACUCAACAGGAUGAGGCCGCCACAACUGCCCCUAGUGAGUGCCUUUAA
Messenger RNA from Dibothriocephalus latus, 180 nucleotides. Lineage: Eukaryota; Metazoa; Platyhelminthes; Cestoda; Diphyllobothriidea; Diphyllobothriidae. The record is from the annotation of a GenBank genome assembly.